Messenger RNA from Pezoporus flaviventris, 1233 nucleotides. RefSeq names its product NSE1 homolog, SMC5-SMC6 complex component (gene NSMCE1). Lineage: Eukaryota; Metazoa; Chordata; Aves; Psittaciformes; Psittacidae. The coding region runs from base 288 to 1073 and encodes 261 amino acids. The record is from RefSeq and is a predicted model, not a curated record. Gene Ontology annotation, biological process: DNA damage tolerance; double-strand break repair via homologous recombination. Gene Ontology annotation, molecular function: ubiquitin-protein transferase activity. The transcript has 8 exons. Gene Ontology annotation, cellular component: Smc5-Smc6 complex; nucleus.
UGCCCGAGGCUUCACCGGCGGGUUGGGCAGGCGCCCGAAGGCCGAGCGGCCGGCGAAGCAGCGGUGCCGGGAGGCCGGGCUCGGGCGGAGGCUGUCGGUCGCCCCUUUUGAAGAGGAGCCGAGGGCGCUUUGUCGCCCUGCCCGAGAAACUCCCACGCCCGGGUCCACUUCCCGCGCUCGGCCGGCGCCGCCGAGUGCCGCGGCGGGGCGCGGCCUGGGCCUCGCUCGGCCUCGCAGGGGCCCGGAAGUUUUGUCGUUCUGCAUUCAGAGCCUGGUGGAGUAUCACGAUGGCAGCUCAGAUGACUGAUGCUCAUCGACGGUUCCUGCAGGUCCUGAUGUCUCAUGGGAUAAUGGAAGGAUCGGAGGCAAGGAAAUUACACAAACACUGCUGUGAAGUCCAUAACGUCUACUAUGCACAUGAUAAACUGGCUGAUUUCAUCAGUACCAUCAACAGGCAUCUACAGCCUUUUUUUAUGCAGAUCCGGAAGGGACUGUCAGAAGAUGACGGGAGAGCGCAUUAUGCUUUAGUGAAUUUGGCAGAAACUGAAAUAACUAAAAUGGCAUCUGACUAUACCGAAAAUGAAUUAGAAUUGUUCAGAAAAACAAUGGACCUAAUCAUUUUAUCAGAAAAUGGCUUUGCCCCUUCUACAGAUAUUUUAAACUUGGCUGACCAACUUAAGACAAAGAAAAUGAAGAAAAAAGAAGCGGAACAAGUGCUGAAAGUUUUUGUGGAGGAUAAGUGGCUCUCUGAGAGAAAUGGAGAGUUUACUCUGCAUACUCGCUGCAUAAUCGAGAUGGAACAAUACAUUCUCAGCAACUACCAAGAUGUGGCAAGGAAGUGUAACAUCUGUCACAGCCUUGCCAUCCAGAGCCAAGUAUGUGAAUCCUGUGGAAUUGGAAUGCAUUUACCUUGCAUCAGAAAGUACUUUAGAGCUCAGACUGAACCUCGCUGUCCACAGUGUAAUGAUUUCUGGACUUGUGACAUUCCAGGAGUGAGCCGCACGGACACCCAGUCACCACCAAAACCAGCGCGAACAGAGAAGAACUUCGUGCUCAGCACGAGACGAUCCUAGGAAAACUGGAUUUUAGUAAAAUCUCUUCCCCACUCCUGCGGAACAGCCAGGCUUGUACUGUAUUCAUUAGCAACAAUGCAGAGGUCAGUGUGCUUGGUUUUUCCUCAAGCUUUUAAGAAUUUUGCAAUAAAAUUAUCAUUGACCUUCCUGUUCUCCUUCA